AAGGUCAUAAAACAUUUAGUGAUAGUAAUGGUUAUGUGCGCUGGAUCUAAGAGAGAUGUUUACAUUUAUCAUCAUAAUGUAGUGGUUACAAAUCUUUCAUUGCGAAAGAACUUCCGUCUUCGUACCAUAAAAAGGCUGGAUGACGCAACUGAUGAAGAUAUACCUAUAAUUGUUACCCGUUGUGCUAAGGAUCAUUUACGAGCACAAGAAGAGCAAAGAGGAGCUUUACAAGGGCUUACGCCGAAUCAGAAGAAAAGAACGAUUUAUACAUUAUUUUGCGAUGACAUGGUAACUGACACAGUAUUCACGCCAUUAGAAGGCCAAACAGUUCUGGGAACAUUCAUUCUCCUACGCAAACCAAAACUUGUCUCUAGGGAUAUGAUACGUUUUGUUAAAUCCUACUUCUCAAGAAAUGAGUUAGUCAGAGAUUGUAUAAACAAAUUUUAUGACAACGAGAGGAAUGUUAACUCUUCAUAAUGUAGCAUGUUUUUUUACAAUCGUUUAAAAUAACAUUGUUAUAAUGCUGUAAAUAUAAAAGAUAAAUGUAAACAUGUCAUGGCAAUGUCAAGAUGUAUUACACUUACAAAAGACGUAUAUCUAUGAGAUCGUUUGAAAUUAGUGUAAACGCUAAUCCGACUUUUAAAACUUAUGACAUAAUGUAAGCGGAACUAUUUUUUAGUGUUUUAAAACAUGACAGAAGUGGUUACGCACUUGUACAGUACGCAGUGAACACUGGAACCCUAUCAGAAGAAGAGGCCACUUUACAUGCUAUACCCUAUCUAUAGGUAUACAUUAUUCGUGCACCUGGCCAAUCUUUGCAGCGAAUUUUAAUAAGUCAGAGUUUUAGUGUUUCAAAACAUGACAGAAGUGGUUACGCGCUUGUACAGUGCGCAGUAAACACUGGAACCCUAUCAGAAGAAGAGGCCACUUUACAUGCUAUACCAUAUCUAUAGGUAUACAUUUUUCGUGCACCUGGCCAAUUUUAAUAAGUUAGCGUUUUCUCAAGAAUACCAAAAUUAUGCAAAUUUGACAAUUUAUUUAUUUAUAUGGAUAAAAACAGGUAUGUUAAAUACAGACGUUCCUAACAUUUUUUUUCAUUAUGAAUUUAACAGGUAAAUAUUAAAAUAUUGAAAGAAAGUUUUAAGCCCGCUUUCCAGAACCAUAAGUAUUAAACGUUUCAAUUUCAGGAAUUAAAGCAAAAACAAAUUUCAGGGCUUCUACGCUAAAAUAGGAAUAGGGUCAGGUUUUGAGGAUAGAAAAAUUUACCCCGUUUAAAAGCGUUAUGGGCAUUCACUGCAAAAUUGGCCCGGUUUUUGAGGACUCAAAAAAAAUUACCCGUUUCACUGCGUUACCGUCGCGCAAAGGCUAUAAAAACCAUGCUCAUAAAUUGCUCUUAUAGUAUACCUGCUUAUAUCAUUUUCAUUUUAACAUGUCUUUUAUGUAUAACUUGUAAUAAAUAGGAUUGGAAGGACUAUUUCUUGGUUAAUGCUUGAUGCUGAAAAAAGCAAAGGGCUUUGGCAUGUGAUGUUGAAUACUUGAAUAAUACGCAUUCAUUAUAGGUUAACUGUUGGUCGCGCUAAUUUCAACUAAGAAUAAGAUUAUUGUUAAUGCAAUCGUUGAAUGAUAUUUCUGGGAAAAAGCAUCAAACAUAAAAGAAAGUGGGAAUAUGGUGUCUUAUAUUCAUAAAGCAAGGAGAAAACAUCAAAAUUGCCGACUUUAUUCAAAGUGGCUGCAAUUGAAAUGGCUGCUAUUUAUAAAAACAUCUGAAGAAAAGUUAGCAUCAAAAUACCCCCGUCUAAUGUUUGUUUUAGUAAAACUAAGUUUUGUUAAUCGUUAUAGGCAAAAGGUGAUUAAUCAUACUUAAACAGAUAGAUUACAGCAAUUUUUGUUUUAUCUACUAUAUCAUUUCAGAGAUUGAGUUGCACAUUCUAUUUUUAUACUGUAUGGAACAUGAUUUCUUACAUUCCUUGCAUAAUGUUAAAACAUGUCUAAAUAAUAAGAGAUAUGAUAAACAGUGGUAAUGAACAUAAUAAAUUAUCACUUGAUCAUAUUCGGGUACAUAUAAUAAAGAAGACAACUUCAUUUUAUGACUUCCUUAAUUUUACACAUAUGUUUCAGUUGCAAUCUGUUUUUACCACAUUAUUUUAUACCAUUUUUACUUGUAGAUUUUGAAGAAUUUUAAGUGAUGUGUAUCCAAUAGCACAAACGUGAUUUAACAGUCACAACUAGAUUAAUUGUAUAUAUCCUUUUAAGCGUACAUAAUUACAUUUAAUAUAUACAUACGAAUGAAAUACUGGAAAAAAUUGAUAAAUAUAAUUCAUAUUUUCACUCUAUUCAGUUAGUCCCCUACUGAUUGAAAACCAGUUUCGGGGACUACAGGAAUGCGCUUUUCCGUCCGUCUGUCAUUCCGUCAUUCCGUCCGUCCUUCCGUUCGUCCGUCCGUGCGUCCGUCCGCAAUUUCGUGUCUGGUCCAUUACUCUGCUGUCAUCCAUUAAGGGAUUUAAUGUUACUUGGCACAAAUGUGUCAUGCGUAAAACUCGAACCCCUAGCUUAAUGGUCAAGGUCACAAUUGGAGGUCAAAGGUCAACAGGGCUUUUUUCCCUGUCCGGUCCAUAACUAUGUCAUACAUGAAGAGAUUUUAAUCAUAAAUGCACCUCAUAAUAAGACAAUGUGUCAUGCACAACAUUCAGACACCUAACUCAAAGGUCAAGGUCACACUUGGUAGUAAAAUAUUAACAUUAAACUGAAACUGAAUAACUUGAUUAAACGCCUAUUUUUAUACAAUGAUAUAUUCAAUGGCGUUGUACAUAAUAAUAAUAUUAAUAGUUAUUAAAACAAUAUUAAUACUGAAAAUAAUAAUAACAACAGCCAUAUUGUAACAGACAGUCAUAACAGCACCCCAUUGAGGUCAUUUACCCCCAUUGCCAAUACCAGUGCUUAUAGAUCAAGGUCACAUUUGGAGAUCAAAGGUCAACAGGGCUUUUUUCCUGUCCGGUCCAUAACAUUCAAAACCGCAGCCAACCAUACAGCAUUCCAAACAUUCUAUACAAGAAAUGACUAGAAGAUCCUCUACAGAGCUUAGGAACUUAGAAGAAUACUUGUGUGUCCAUGGGGAACAGGUGUCUCCCUAUAUUUUCAUAGCAUAAGGUUUCAGAACUCUAUCUGAAAUAUUUUGAAUAUAACUGCAAAUCAAACUUUUAAGAACUUUAUGUGUAAUUUUCACUAAAGGAAGGACUAUAACUCUGGCCUAAUUUAGUGAAAACCCAAAGAAACCUCCAAAUUCACAAAUUCACAUGCUAUAAAACAAUCCUCUAAUGUUUUAUGACACUAGGUCAAGCACAUUUUAAGAAGAAUUGGGUAAAAGCUUUUAUUUUUUGUCAAUGUGAAGGGCCAUAACUAUGGUCUUCUAAAGAGAAUUUUAAAACGAAAUGCACUAAUUUACAUGGUAGAUAAUAUUCCUACAAUGUUUCAUGACUCUGGGUAAAAUAUUUUUAAGAUAUAUGUAGCACAAACCUUUAAGCAAUUUAUGUGUAUUUUUCACUAAGUCAGGGCCAAUAACUCAAGUCUGGUAGAGAGAAAUCCUAAAUAAAACACCAAUUGCACAACUUUACAUGAUAUAUCACAAUCCCCUUCUGUUGUAACAUUUCAGAUCAAAUACUUGUUUUGAGAUACAUGCGACAGAAACAUGAUCACCUGUGAGGUUUAAUGACUCUGGGUCAAACAUAUUUAGGUAUGAACGACACAAAUUCACACAAGAAGACAGAUGCACAGACCGGCGGACUGACAGACGUACUGACAAGGGCAACUCUAAGUGCCCAACCCGUACCCCAAAACCGUCUUUGGGAGCACAUAAAAAGUCCACGAAGAAAACUGCAGCUCAUAAUAAGAUGAUGUUAGAAACCAUACUAAAAUAAAAUGAUAUACCAUUACACGUUAGUUUCGUUCCGUGACAUCAAGAUGAUUGAUCCAGUUGUCAUACAUCUUUGGCACUAAUAAUUGCAUGGUGUAUUUUGAUCUUUGGCCCUCCUUUGCCUAUAGACUCUUAUCAUGCUGUUGAUAAAGGAUGGGGUGGGGGGUGAUCGAGUAAAACAUAAAUAUUUUGUACUCACAGUCAAAUAUGUCUCCUUUUAAAAAGAUAUUAUGAUAUUUAUACUAUGAACUAUGAGUGUUAUGUAUAUAUUUUUUUUAUUUUUCCCUAAGACAAAACAUUGUUUACUGACCUUGUUUUAAGACAUUAUUCUGUGUUUACUAUAAGAUUCUCCUUUAAUCUAGAAAAUUCUAUUAGUAAUGUAUCAAUUAUUGAUAAACAGUGUAUGUCUGUUAUUUUUAGAAAAAGAUUUUCCUUUAUUUUUCCGGAAUGUUCUUUAUAUUUUUAUUGUAACAUGAAAAUUCUGGAACCUUCCAUGAUACAAUAUAUAGUCAGAUGUUUUAGAUGAAAAACAGAACCUAAGAACCUAAGAAGCUAAACCGUAGAUAUUGAUGAAACUUUCCUGUAUUUCUUAAAAACACAUUAUCACUAAUUUGGAUAUUUAAUAUUUUAAAGGAUUUAUAUUAAAAAUUUCUGGAUUUAAAAAAUUAUCAUUGAAGAUAGAAAUUAUAAAUUUUGGAUAUUACUUUUGAACUGUGUGAAACAUUGUGGAAUUCAAUUUAAGUGGAUUUAAAUUUGACCUGGACAGGAUUUGCACUGUUUUACUUAUUAGAUUGGAUUUUACAGUUUUUUGUCAUUUGCAAAGGUAUUUGGAUUUUUACUUAAAUUCAUGAAUAAAAUGUUGU
Mercenaria mercenaria is the source of this 4773-nucleotide messenger RNA. RefSeq lists its product as uncharacterized. Lineage: Eukaryota; Metazoa; Mollusca; Bivalvia; Venerida; Veneridae. The transcript is spliced from 3 exons. The record is from RefSeq and is a predicted model, not a curated record. Bases 28 to 477 code for a protein of 149 amino acids.